Messenger RNA from Phialemonium atrogriseum, 1357 nucleotides. RefSeq lists its product as uncharacterized. The record is from RefSeq and is a predicted model, not a curated record. Lineage: Eukaryota; Fungi; Ascomycota; Sordariomycetes; Cephalothecales; Cephalothecaceae. The transcript has a single exon. Bases 237 to 1046 code for a protein of 269 amino acids.
UGUGAACGGCUUUUUAGCUAUUCCUCUUCUCCAACAAUUGCCCGACAUGGAGUUGGGGUAAGGUGAUCGCCCGCCCUCCUGCGUUCGUGGAUAUAGAUAUAUAUAUAUUAGGUAUCUGGGGAGGGAACUAGUUUGGCGACUGUACUAAACUACCUGCUUCGUACACUUGUCAAUCUUGACAUCCUCCACACUCGUUAAUAGUUCAACUUGCAAUCUUCGUUCGUUACCUGCCCACCAUGUCGCUCUUUUCAAUUCUGAUGCUGCCACUCGCAGUUGGGCUUGCCGGCGCCCAAGCCGUCCUCCCCCGCCAGGCACCCGGCGGUUGUACCUCAUCCGUCACUCUCCCUGGCACGGUGGUCUACGUGUAUGAGCCCCUCUCCACCUGGGUCCCCGGCGCAGCAACAACCACCAACCCAGGGCCCAUCUCCGAGACCACGACCGUCUACGAGACCGUCUAUUCCACCUUCUGCCCCGCCUGCACCCACGGCCUCGGCCCCAGCACCUACACCCUCACCCAAGUCUGCCCCGGCGGCCCCGGCUCCCCCUGCCGGCCCCGUGGCGACAACUGCCCCCCGGGCUUCCACGUGGUCGUCUCCGUCUGCCACCACUGCGGCGACGAGCCCCUCACCGCAACGCUCACCCUCCCGCUCCCGGAGAAGACGGCCACCUACGAGGCAGCCUACCCGUACUUCUGCCCCACGGGCCUCGAGACGAAGACCUACACCGUCGCCCAGGUGUGCCGCGACGACGACCCCUGCGACCACCCCGGCGACGGCCGCCUGCCGCCGGGCUUCACCGAGAGCGUGGGCGUGUGCGCCACGUGCGGCCCGAAUCCCAUCACCGCCACCCUGACCGUCCCCGCCGGCGGCGUGCCGACUGGGGGCGCCGCCGUAACUGUUACGAAGCCGCUUGGCCCCGCUACCGAGACUGGCGCGGGGGAUCACCCGGUGUAUGUUGCGGGCGCUGUUGGUUCGCCUGCGUGGGGGUUCCCGGCCUUGGUACUGGUGCUUGCCGUCCCGGUUGUCCUGUUUCGGUUCGGGCUUUAGUUGGGGUUGGGGUGCUGGGUGGUAGUUAGUUAUCGACGGUGGUAUUGGGGACAGGUACUAGGUAUUAAAUAUAUGAGAGUGUGGCUGUGAGUAUUACAGGUUAAAAUGCUCCCAGGAUCAUGCCCUUGAUCAUUUCCAUCUUUGUGAGUAGACUGGUACUGCUGCCGCUUUAACCUGUGCAGUGGGUGCGUGGAUGAUAUUUCAACGAUUGGUUCGUCUUGACUCGUUUUAUCUUGGCUCAAUUCAUCUCGUCUUGGUUCGUGAUUAUGUUGAGAACGAUUACCUUGUUCCGUGCCUAUCCACCUUUUUUG